Messenger RNA from Pomacea canaliculata, 3389 nucleotides. Its product is annotated as signal peptidase complex catalytic subunit SEC11A. Gene Ontology annotation, molecular function: serine-type endopeptidase activity. Bases 71 to 619 code for a protein of 182 amino acids. The transcript has 6 exons. The record is from RefSeq and is a predicted model, not a curated record. Gene Ontology annotation, cellular component: membrane; signal peptidase complex. NCBI's taxonomy places the organism in Eukaryota, Metazoa, Mollusca, Gastropoda, Architaenioglossa, Ampullariidae.
GGGGGAUAAUCAGCGAUACGUUACUUAAACGAGAUUUCGCGUCAGCUUUUGAGUGCGAGCAGACGGCAACAUGAGUGGAAUGUUAAAUUUUGAUUUUCUGGAUGACGUACGUCGUAUGAAUAAGCGACAGUUAUAUUAUCAGUUCCUCAACUUUGGCAUGAUUGUUUCCUCAGCACUGAUGAUAUGGAAGGGGCUUAUGGUGGUCACUGGCAGUGAGUCACCAAUAGUUGUUGUUUUGAGUGGUAGCAUGGAGCCAGCAUUUCACAGGGGAGACCUUCUCUUUCUUACCAACUACAAAGAAGAACCAAUUCGGGUAGGGGAGAUAGUUGUCUUCAAAAUAGAGGGUCGUGACAUCCCAAUUGUACAUCGUGUCCUCAAAGUACAUGAGAAGGAAGAUGGGUCAGUCAAGUUUCUGACAAAGGGAGACAACAACUCUGUUGAUGAUCGUGGGCUGUAUGCUCCAGGACAACUGUGGUUGGAUAAAAAAGAUGUAGUUGGACGAGCAAGAGGGUUUGUGCCUUAUGUUGGCAUUGUCACCAUACUCAUGAAUGACUAUCCAAAAUUUAAGUAUGCCAUUCUCAUAUGCUUGGGGAUCUUUGUGCUUGUUCACCGAGAAUGAGAUGACAUUUACAGUUGUCUGCACAGUGCCACUCUUUCCAACUUUUUUAUGUUUAGUUUUUCAUUGUUUUUUUUUUUUUUUAUUUUAAAUGAUAUACAAGGGGCAGUCAAAUGAAAUGUAGUAGAUGCAGAUUUCAGACUUGGAAAUUCACUUACCAGUUAAUAAUCUCCAUGGUUGGCAAGGCACUUCUCCUAUUGUGGAACGAGGUGAUGGAUGUACUGGGAUGAAACCCACUCAUGGACAGCCUCCUGCACUGAUGCAUCCAAUGGGAAUUUUUUGCCUUUCAGAUGGUUCUUCAUUUCACUAAAGAUGUGGAAAUCGCAUGGCAAUAAAUCUGGGCUAUAGGGUGGGUGAGUCAGUAUUUCCCACCAGAACAGUGCCAGCUUAUCGUUCAUGAAGUUUGUCUUAUGGGGGCAUGCAUUGUUGUGUAACAAAAUUACACUUUGUGUCAAGAGUCCUGGGUGUUUGUUUUUUAUUUUUUGAAUGCAGGCACCCAUGAGCACCCACAUGCUGCUCUACAUUAAUGGUGUGACUAUGUUCCUAGAAUUCCUCUGGGAGAGGCCCCUGAUGAUCAACGAAAAAGGACAACAUGAGUUUCCCUGCACUGGCCUGAGUCUUGAACUUUUUCAGAGGAGGGGAUGGUCUACCUUUUGUUCCUUAGGAAGGUGUCACAGUACCCAAUGGGCACAGAUUUUCCAAUACCCAAACUUUUCUUGAAUACAUGGUGUGGACACUGCCAUGACUGAUGUCUACAAGACUGGAAAUUUCAUCCUGUUAUACAUCUGUUCAUGCAGAUCAGGUUAUCCACCGCUGCACAGUUUGACGCCAUGAGCUUGCUCUAUUCAUGAAUCAUCUUUCAAUAACAUUUGUCCAUCGCAAUAUUGUGCCGCCCAUUUCCACACACCAGAUUCACACAAACGAAUGUUCACCAUGCAGGGCAAGCAUUCAAUAAUAAAUUCUUACUUCACCCCCUACAGUCAGAAAUUGUAUCACAAUAUGCUGCUUCGUUUGAAUGCUUCCAUUUUGUUUUGUUCUUUCCAGUCAGGAAUGCUAACUUCUUUGGUAUGUAGAGAGUCUACGAGCAGGAAUUAUUUGCUCGGCGUCUGCUGCAUUUCAUUUGACUGCCCCUUGUAAAUCAUGACAUGCUGAUCUAAGUUUAUGAACUGUGCAUUGUUCACUAACAAGAACUGCAAUUUUAUCACUGCCGUGUAGGUCAGUGCUAUUUUUCUUGCACAUCAGUAUCUUCUCAAGCCAGAUUUAAAAAUGUUCUUUCAUAGCUGGUUUGUUAGUCGAUUUUAAGAAUACGUGUGAUUGACGUGCAAGGAUUACUAGUGUGCCUGGGAAUCCUUUUCAUGAUGAUGAAUGUAAAACUGUAAAAGUGUUGCACUGUCUGUGACCACACACACACACAAAAUGGUUAGCCUCUGAGAUUAUGCAUUUCUUCAACACAUACAUAUUCUUAUUUCCGAUUUAUGGUUUGUCAAUGCAGAAUUUAGUCCCUGCAACCAGAAAGUAGAGGUUUCAUGCAAGCACAUGACCAUGCACACACAGAUAAACAGUUUAUUUUUCAGAACAAAAUCAUUUUAUAUUUCUGCAUGCAUCUCGUGUAAAUUAAAUACUGUGCACAGCAACAUUAUAGGUAGGUAAUCACAGGCAUGGAAACUCAGAUCAGAAUGCCUUUUUGGAUUAUUUAUUGACAAAUUUCAAAUGCAUCUGCAAGUAGGAAUUGUUAGGUUCAGUCACUACUUUCUGCUUAUAAUCGAGAAUGGCAGUAGUAUGGCCUUUCAUUAUUUUAUAGUUUUCAGAAUUUGGUCUUUUUUAUUAGUUACAGAUGCAUUUACCUUGUCUGAAAUGCUUGUGUGUUAAUGAUACAAAUUAUUGCCUCAAUGCAGUUAAUCUUUUGCUUACAGUGGAUGAAAAUGUGAUUGCAGGAUUCCACUACUUUCUUUUAAUUGCUAUUUCACAUAAAAAUAUUAAAGAAGGUAAAUCUGCACAGAUGAUUUAACAUAUUGACAUAAUAUACUCAAAAAUAAAGCAUUUCUUAAAAAAUAUCAGAGAAGUAUCAGUGUCAGAAGACAGUGCAAGAAGUUCCACCACCAUGUGGUUAUGUGCAUGCAGACUCAUAGCAGGUCAUGGAUUUUCAACUUACUGGGGCCAGAGGCAUCCCUCAGCACGGCUGCUGUAUAACUAUGUGUGGGGAACUGGUGUUUUACACGUAGCUAGCAACUAAGGCUGUAUCAGGGCAAGGCAGCCAUUCCUGUGUGCAGAUGCCACAUGUAGAGAAAAAACAGAGUGCCAGAGACAAGAACUUAACCCAGAACAGUCAACCCUCACUGUAUUGACAAAAUGAGUAACUGUUGCACCACCGGACUUCUGCUAAAGUGUGUGAAAGACAGUAUAAUGUUAUGCUGUUUCUUAAAUAAUCCACAUUCAGCUUAUGAAAAUACAUUUAAAACACAUUUUUAUAGCUAUUUAAAAAAAAGAUUUACUAUUUUCAAUAUUUCCAGUUUUGUCUUAUCCUGUGUUAGGUUCUUUGUUCAGAACAGUGUGGACUAUAAUUUAUCAAGUGCUGUUAAAUCUGUAAAAAUGGUUUUAUAUUUGGUAUGUUUCAAAGUCAUUUUAUGAAAUUUCAUGUGCAUUAGUAGGUUUGUAAGAUGUGAGCUGAUGGUGAAUAUUUCAUUUAAGAGAAAAAAAACAAAACAGGGUGGUGUCAUGUUUAGUCAUGUACUUCACAACUGAAAUAAAGGCAGUAAAUUUCACAACUAAAAAA